AUGGCUUUCAGUGCAAACCAGGGUAUCCGCGAAAGGGCGAUGUAUGGCAUCGAUCCAAGGCUUGCCGACGAUUGCAACUACGAAAAAGAAGUGAAAUUGGCCAUUGAAGGUCAUAUUUCCCAAAUAGCAGAGAACAAGGAGGAGGAGCACAAGGGCAUUUCCAAGGCCUAUGUCAUGCAUCUUGUCGACAUGGAGCUCUACAAGCACUUUGGCUUCAACGUGUGGCGCGAUUACGACGAGGCUUAUCCGGGGCCCAUCCGCCUCGAAAGCACUCGCCUCGGACACGGCAUCAACUAUAUAUUCGGCACUUGCACCGCCUCCAGGCGCUCUCAUUACGCCAUGAGCCGAAACCGCUGCGAACCACGGCCGUAUGCGGGGUCCAACUAUAGCGCCUCGGAUUCUGACGCCACGGCCUCCGACAGCUGGGCCUUGGUAAUGGCUCAUCCGGGAGACCACGUCGGCGGCUCCACGGCUUCUUAUGCCAGGGCCUCCGACAAUAGGGCCAUGGUGGUGGCUCGUCAGAAAGGCCAGGUCAACGGCUCCGCGGCUUCUAACGGCAGGGCCUCCAGCACCAGGGCCAUGGCGGUGGCUCAUCGGGGUGGCCACGUCAACGGCUCUACGGCUUUUCACGCCAGGGCCCCCUACAACAGAGAUAUGAUGUUGCUUGGUCAGGGAGACUACAGCAAUGGCUCUACAGCUUCUUACACUAGUGCCUACAGCACCAGUGCUAACAACACUAGUGCCUACAAUACCAGGGACACGAUCAGCAACGAUGUAAACGAUGCGCUCUAUCGCGCCACCAUUAGCCGCCGCCUGGCAAUGCGCCAGUUGAUUGUCAACGCAGAUGCUACCAUGAAAGCCGGCUACGAGUUCUGGUACGAAAACGAUUUGGUUCCGUAA
Molecule: messenger RNA, 900 nt
Organism: Lasiosphaeria miniovina
Lineage: Eukaryota; Fungi; Ascomycota; Sordariomycetes; Sordariales; Lasiosphaeriaceae
Exons: 5
Coding region: 1-900 (299 amino acids)
Source: RefSeq, a predicted model, not a curated record